GCGGGGCGGGCGCGCAGGGCAAAGCGAGCGAGUUGUGCGAGGGCAAAAAUAGCAGUCAUCCCCGGUUUGGUGCCUUUGCCUCUGAGAGCCAGGAACUGCUGGGUUCCCUCGCAGAAAACGUAGCCGUGCCUUUCAAGUUUUCUGUUCUGACCAGUAAAUGGCCCGUUACGUUCCAUAACGUUUACUUGCAGCUCGAGAUAUAUUCUUGCUAGUUGGCUUUGGCAUAUUUCGAGAAGUUGUGUUCUUCUUGUCCCGGCUAAUGUUGCAGUUCUUCUUUCAGUCAGGCACAGAAAGAGGCAUACCAUUAACAUGCAUAGAAAUCCAUUUUUCUGGACUUCUGAACUAAUUUCAAUCUUUUGAAUUCUCCCAGGUUCUCAGGCUAGUUUUUGCUGUUGCAUGUAACGAACAACAUCGGAAGCAGCAGCUUUUCAUCUUUGGCUUGUAUUGUGAAUGCAACGGUUGAGUGGUUUCAAAUUUUGUCUCAGAUUUAUCUCAGUCUUUAAUGAUGUGAGGGCAUAAUUUCUCAAGUUGUAACAACACAGCUCAAUGCUUUCCUUAAGCUUCCGUAGUCGGGCAGUAACAGCCUGUCUUAUUAACUAUUUACAGCUGUGUAGAAGUUUAAAGACCUUCUCUGACUUUUUCUAUGCAGUCUUGAUAUAACUCCAGUAUUAUGGAGGCAGAAAGGCUGUAUUUCCUAGGCCCUAGACCAACUGCAGCUGAAGCAUGCUUUUGAUGAAAAUAAGAAUCACAGUAAUCAGAGAGUCACACUGAGGGCUCCUUCCUCAUGGAAAUGAGGACAUGUGAUAGGGAAGAUGGCACCUUCUCAUCUCGCACCCCAAGCAGAAGGCAGCCAUAGCUCAGAAGGGAUGGAGCUGGAGAGCCCAUGCUGGACUUCAGAGGCAUGGCUACUAAGCUCUUCCGUGUUGAUGUUUCUCAAUAAAAUAUGUCUGCUUCAGCAAAACCAGCAUAUUCGCUUUUUGUUUUUAAAUAAUCAUAUUAAAAACAUAAUGAGCAGUUCUGCUAAAGCCAUACUGCAAGAGCUCCAGGUGGAGGUGUAGAAAUCUACAGAAAUCUAGCAUUCAUUUAAUGAAUAUGUUACAGUAUAACAACACUUAAAUUUUGUUCUCUGGCCCUAGUCUUAGCAUUAUCUGUAUGGAAUAUAAAUUUAUAGAAGAUAAAAUAAUUAUGGUGCAUCUGACUUGAAAGUCAGACUGACUUGAAAGUCUCUUCCUUUUCACUUUUAGUCAUCCAAAGCUGAAAGUGGUAGAAAUAACAGUGAUACCACUAGAUUAGUUUCAAUUCUCCUCAUAGAAUCCAUUGAUUAAAACUAAGCAAAACUUAAUGAAAAGAUAAAGAUUUCUUUACAGAUCAUAACACAUAAUUCAAAUGGAAUGGACUAACUAGAUAGAGAGCCUUUUCUACCAGUAGAAAUGCCUGCUUUUUCUCCAUUCACUGAUGAACCUGUGGCCUAGGAACCUUUUCAAUGACAGCAAAUAUCACCAAAAACUCUAGAGAGGGAGUUGUAGUUUUGGUACACACAUACAUAGCUGCUAUUAUAACUUUAACACUGGUAUGCAUCUUUACUACUCAAUAUGACCUUCAAAUGUGAUGAUGUGUGGGAAUUUAGCUGCUACUGAAAAUACCCGUAGAUACACUAAAAGCAACCCUAACCUCUGGGUUUCUGGUAGAGAAACAGUAACGCCAGUUUGUUUCUUCUUUUACAGGUUCGUCCUUCAACCUAGUAUCAGUUAAAAUAGAAGACUACGCAGAAUGAUUGCUGUUAGCACAGAGUUGCUUAUGGAGGCACAAAAAAUAAAUGAAAAGCUCAUUUCUUCAGAGUCAUCACCACUUUGAGAGCAUUGUAAGAGUUUUUGAGGGUUUUUUUGAAUCUCAAGAUGGUACUGGAUUUCCUUCUCUAUUAGUCUUUCUCUCAGGUGACUAGUAACUAAGAUAUGGAGAGAUCCAGGUCUUGAAUAAUGUUUCAUUUCCCUUUCUCAAAUAACUCUUGAUAUGGUUCAAACCUGCUAUCAGGCAAUGGGAUGUUCCAUUAGUAAAGCUCUUUUAAUCUGUGCAAGAUAUAAACUGGAAAAGGAAGGUGUCCAAGCAAAAAGAAAAUUGUCCAGAAUGACACUAAUGGCUUUUCUUUAUUAACUCUUCAGUUAAGCAAAGUUUUUUCCUACACGCUUCUCAGCUAAGUGUGUAGUGUCGUGGAACAAAGAUAAUAGAAUGUUCACCCUGAAAAUAUUAGGGAGGUAAUGUUUCAUAUUGAAACGCAACAUAGAGUUGAAAUGGUUUUCAUCAAUCAAAAGAGAGUGUGCAAAUUAGAGAUGGCCUGCACACACUGAAAUCUGCAAAAUCAUCAGUCAGCAAAAUCCACCAUUCCUUCAUGUUGAACAAAGAGAAAAAAAAUUAUAGAAGUGUGACAUAACAGGGACAUAAUGCCAUAAGCCUGAGGUAUGGAGAUGUAUCUUAUCCAGGGCAAAGCUCUGCAGGGGGGUUCCUCAGACAAAAGUUAUGUAGAGUCAUACUUAGGGAAAAGAAAGAAAUUUCAGCAGAUUUUGAAAGUCAUUGUGGUAUGCAGAUCAUACUGGUUUUGGUUGGUUAGUAGCAACUCAGAGAAAUUAGCUCAGAAAAAAUAAAUAAAAAACUAUUUCCUUCAUUAGCUAAUAUUUGUAUAAAGAGAAGCCCACCAAAAUGAAAAUUUCUGAUAAUAUCAACAGAGAGAGAUUAGAUCGCUUACAGAAUCUCUAAUCUGCUUCUUUAAAGUUGAUCUAGAGGCAAAGGUAGUCUCAGAUAGCAUUGUUUGUCUAUUAUAUGGUUUCCCAUCAUUUCAUUAAGGAUUGGGAAAAAUUGAACAGAAAUAAUAUGCAUUAAUGCUGCUCUGCUUGUAUGCACACAAUUAUAAAAUUUAGGUUAUCUAAAUUCACAUAUCCAGUUCUUACUUCUAUUUUAGCUAUUUUAAAGCACUUUAAGAUUGAGAGAAUCUGGCAAGGCUGACUUCUUGUCACCUCUUUCCAACACAUUACUUGCAAGAUUUUUUUUUUUUAAAUAAGUAUUCCUACUUUUACAUGAGGAACCUUCCCAUCACAACACACUGUCAGUGAAUAUUCUGAGGUUGUUUUAAGGUUUGAGCUUCCCUUUGGCACAUGACAGUAGGAGCACACGUGAUGUCAAGGAAGGAACACGUCUGCAUGUGUAGAGGAAGCUGAGUAACAUUUUUGCACUUUGAAGAAGUCAGCACCAUACAACUCACAGAGGAACCUUGAAGAGCCCUGCCUUUUUUAGGUGACAGAUCUAGCCUUCUGCUCAAUUUAUAUAUGCUUUAGUAUUGUUUAGAUGUUCCUGUUUUCUCUUAUAUAAGAUUUCUAAACAUUAAGCAAUUUUGUACAGGGCACUGGCACUCUGGAGAACUUUGAAACUUUAGUACAUGCUGGUGUUUAAGGUAAACUGAAGAUUGAACUAAAUUCUCAUGUCUUUCUGUUUGUUCUAAAAUGAAGAAAUACAUGAAGAUUCCUAAUACAUGAAGAUUCUGUAGGCAGUAUAACUUUGUGCUGAGUUAGGUUUUAAUGUUCGAUGUUUCUGUGCUGAAUAAUUAGUGGUUCACUGAAUUUUCAAAUGGCUGUGUGGAGUUUGCUUCCAAUUAACACUGUCCUCUUUGUAUUACAUCCAGUUACUUUAGAUGUUUUAUAGGCAGUUUUCCUUUCUGCUUGAGCACCAGUUAAAAUAUGUUCAACGCUUAAUAGAAAAUGGUUUCUAUAUACACCACAUUAGGAAUUCCAUCUUGGAUCACUGACAGUGGAUUUCCUGAUCAUUUUUGAAAGCUCUCACUUAUUUUGUGUUAGUUCUCUACUAGCAAGGUAAGAAAUGCUAGUGCAGUUAUUAGCAUAUAUAUUUUCAGGUGCCUUCGUUAUAAUUUGCUGUGAUGCAAUGAUUAGGCGUGUGCCCAGAUGGUGUCUGUCAUUUCCUUACCCAUAUCGAUGGGCUCUUAUGCACAUGAGUAAUCUCACCAACUCAAGAUGAAUUGCUUUUGUAGCUAACUGUUCCCUCAUGGAAAGUCUGACAAUAUAGUCUAUAGCAAAGCAUAGUUAAAAGCCAACAUAAUAAUGCAGAACCUUAAAUUGCCAUUCUCCCAUGUGAGCAGCCGGGUAGGAGGCCAAGGCAUGCUGAACACCACAUGGUAAAACCUACGUAACUAAUUCAUGUUGACCUGAAGUUAUACAGGAUCUACCUCACAGUAGACUAACAUGACUAGUAAUUUAUUUGCAUUGAGGUGACACCAGGUAAAUUUAUGUUCCUUUACAUUCUGAUUAACAGCAAUAUCAUUGUUCCUUCAGAUGCUAAUUAAUGCCUUUCUCGUUCUAAGCAGGACUGUAAAAUGGAUUUAGGAUUAAAAGACCGUACCAACAGGACACCUACCAGGAACACCUCUGCUACUACAAAGAAUUUUUCUGCCUGGGAAGACUAUAAGAGUAGUGUUGAUGACAUACAGUACUUUCUUAUUGGGCUGUACACACUUAUAAGUCUGGCUGGCUUUAUGGGAAAUCUGCUUAUACUAAUGGCCCUACUAAAGUGCAAGCAGAAGACGAUAAUAAACAUUCUCAUAGGUAACUUGGCCUUUUCUGACAUCUUGGUUGUGCUGUUCUGUUCGCCUUUCACACUGACAUCCGUCCUGCUUGAUCAGUGGAUGUUUGGCACUGUCAUGUGCCAUGUAAUGCCCUUCCUCCAAUGCGCAUCAGUUCUAGUUUCAACUUUGAUGUUAAUAUCUAUUGCUGCAGUCAGGUACCGUAUGAUAAAAUAUCCCCUUUCUAGCAAUCUAACAGCAAAACAAGGCUAUUUCUUAAUAGUGACCAUUUGGGCCUUUGGCUUCACAAUUUGCUCCCCUCUACCAGUUUUCCACAAAAUUGUGGACCUCAGCAAAACUCUGAAUUUAGAGGCACUGGAGAACAGACUCUUGUGUAUCGAGUCAUGGCCUUCCGAUUCCUAUAGAAUUGCCUUUACAAUAGCCUUACUGUUCAUGCAGUACAUACUGCCGCUGGCGUGUUUAACUGCUAGUCACACGAGCGUCUGCAGGAGCAUAGGUUCUAGACUGUCAAACAAGGAAAACAAGUUUGAAGAAAAGGAGAUGAUAAACCUAGCUCUUCAUCCCUCUAAGAGCACUAGCACACAGGUGCAGUCCUCUGGGCACUCCAGGUGGAGCUGUGCCUUUGGCAAAAAGCACCACAGAAGAUAUAGCAGGAAGACUUCAAGUGUGAUGCCAGCUAUUUCAAGGCAUCAUCAGGAUACUCAUUCAAGAGAUCUCCCAGAAACCUCUGGCACAGAAAAAAGUCAGCUCUUUUCCUCCAGUAAAUUCAUCCCUGGGAUUCCUAUCUGUUUUGAAAUGAAACCAGAAGAAAAUACAGAGAUCCAGGACAUGAUUACAGUAUCCCGAUCCAUUGUCAGAAUUAAGACAAGAUCAAGGAGAGUUUUUUGCAGACUGACAGUGCUAAUCCUAGUUUUUGGUUUCAGUUGGAUGCCUCUUCACCUUUUCCACAUUGUGACAGAUUUUAAUGCCACUCUCAUUUCUAACAGACAUUUUAAAUUAGUAUAUUGCAUAUGCCAUUUAUUGGGUAUGAUGUCCUGCUGCUUGAAUCCCAUCCUCUAUGGGUUUCUUAACAACAGCAUAAAAGCUGAUUUAAUGUCCCUUAUCCCAUGCUGCCAAAUACUAUGAUUUUAUGUGCCCCAAGAUAAAGUAAAACAAGUAUGGCUUUCAAGCCUACUGGCGUGCAUAGCUGUAAAAGAUAUGUAAAAGAUAUUAGUUUAGUUUAGUUAGUCUGACUUGGUUAUGAUUAGUAGCAUUUUAUGUGAAUGGAUAGUUCUAUGGCUGCAUGUAUUUCUUGCAUUGGGCAGAACUAUAUACCUAUGUUAUAACAUUUCCCUAUCUGUUACACGUAGGAAACCAUGCCCAGUGUACAAAACCGGAAUACCAUUUUCAUUACCUGAAAUGUUGGCAAUCUGUACUUUGGAAUUAUACAGAAUAUAUUAUGAAUAAUAAAUGUAAGACAGACUACUUAGACAUAUCAGUAUUAACUGUCAUAAAACUAUAAUAAAAUACAUAUAAUUUACUAAAUAA
Molecule: messenger RNA, 6109 nt
Organism: Pipra filicauda (Wire-tailed manakin)
Lineage: Eukaryota; Metazoa; Chordata; Aves; Passeriformes; Pipridae
Gene: NPY5R
Product: neuropeptide Y receptor Y5
Exons: 3
Coding region: 4376-5707 (443 amino acids)
Biological process (GO): G protein-coupled receptor signaling pathway
Cellular component (GO): neuron projection; plasma membrane
Molecular function (GO): neuropeptide Y receptor activity; neuropeptide binding
Source: RefSeq, a predicted model, not a curated record